Messenger RNA from Solanum dulcamara, 1588 nucleotides. RefSeq names its product phytochrome-interacting ankyrin-repeat protein 2-like. Gene Ontology annotation, molecular function: protein binding. The record is from RefSeq and is a predicted model, not a curated record. The transcript has 3 exons. NCBI's taxonomy places the organism in Eukaryota, Viridiplantae, Streptophyta, Magnoliopsida, Solanales, Solanaceae. Bases 759 to 1268 code for a protein of 169 amino acids.
AACUAUCCAUUCUCUACCAUCAUCCUCAAAUUCUAGGGUUUCUCUUCUUCCUUCCUUCCUCUCUCUCUCUAUUCCUUCAACCCCAAACCAAAUCAAACACGAAAACUGCCUAUAUCAACACAUAUGCAACCUCCAAAUCUAUUCCAAAUUCAUCGAGGAUUCAUAUAAUAGCCCGUUUUUUCUAUUCAAAAAACAGCUAUUAUAUUUUGUUGUUUUGUGGUUUCUUGAAUUGAUAAUGAUAAUCUCUGUAUUCCUUCGUUUCACUUCAUCUUGUGUGUUCAAUAAGCUUACAAAUCUUCGUGUUUUUGGUCCUGGAUUGAACCCUUUUGGUCCUUACAACUUGGCUAAUCAUUCCUCUCGCUAAAGCCCUAAAUUUUUUUCUUGAUUGUUUUCCCCUUGAUCAUGUAAAAUUGAAGGUUGUUCAAGAAGAUUAUCAGUUGUUUUGGGUCUUGUCUAUUGAAGACUUUUCUGGGUUUUUAUCGUAGUCGGAAGACAGAUCAAUCUUGUUGUUGGUCAAAAAAGUUGGUUUUUUCUUGUGGUUUAGGUCUAAUUAUGUAAAGGGUCUUGUUUUGUGACUGAUAUACAAGUAGUGUCUCUGGACUUGAUGUUGGUUAGUUUUUUCGAAAUUUCUCUUAGGAGGAUUGGUGAAAGAAGAUUCAACAAGAAAGAAUAGAAUUGGAUUGGGUAUUUGUUUCAGUUUGUUGCGAUAAGGAUUGGAUUUUGGAGUUUGGUUUGAUAAGAAAGUGGAAAAAAGAAAAAUGGAGGAGGAUCAGAUUGGUUCAACUCGGCGGUCAAGGAGAAUGCGUAUGACUGCAGGUGAUAUGGAUGAUCGUGGUUGGACUCCACUUCACAUUGUUGCUCGGAAAGGUGACCUGAAACAGGUCAGAAGGCUUCUUAAUGAAGGCAUGGAUGCAAAUAUGAUGGCAGGGGGCCCUAAAUCAUUUGGCAUGACCCCACUCCAUCUUGCUGCUAAGGGAGGUCACUUGAGAGUUAUGGAUGAAUUGCUUGAGAGAGGUGCUGAUAUUGAUGCUCGAGCCAAGGGUGCCUGUGCAUGGACUCCUCUCCAUCAUGCUGCUAAAGAGAGAAAGAAAAAAGCAAUCAAAUUCUUGAUUAGAAAUGGUGCAUUUCUGCCAGAUGACAUCUCUGACACCAGGUUCAAUCCACCACUCCAUUAUUGUCCUGGUCUUGAAUGGGCUUAUGAGGAGAUGAAGCUGCUUCAGCUAGAGAGUUCAUCAUUUGGCGAGGCCUCCUACAGCUCAGAAAACUGAGGUGGAAUUGAAUGUUCCAAGUGCUGGUGUGUAGAGUUCAGGACGGACUCCUCUCAAUGUAGUCUACUAGAUAUUAAGUAUUGUGCUCGAUCAACUCUAGUGUGGCAUUUGGAUUGUGAGCUUUGGAUUUUAUGUUUUAUAUCUUUGUGGUUUGCGUGUUUGGUGUUUUACCAAGUAGUUGUACUGUGACUCGUGUCACUAAACAAUCUCUCUGCGGUCACCAUCUUUUGUACUGUGUGACAUGUCGUCCAGAAAACAUUUCAUAUGUUUAACUAUAUAUGAUUGUGGGUCUUGUGAAUAAUAAAUAAUUUUGCCUUGGA